AUGAAGUCAGUCAAACUUUCCCUGCCCAACUUCGACAACAACUCACAGCAUAGCAGCUUCAAAACCUCCUCCCUCCUCACCAUUCUCUCCGCCAUCAGCACCAUGGCCGACACCUGCGACCUCCGCGGCUGGCACGAAGUCGAAAUCGUCGUCGGCGGUGGCGGUCCCGGUCAAGCCCCUGUCAGCUACACCCGUCAAGGCUUCGACUUGAACUACGAAGGCGGCGUCCCCAUCGGCUCUAACGACGACCUCAACCCCAUUGCCGUUAACGGCAUCACGAUUCCAGUUGGAGCACUUGGCCAGCCGAACGAGAUCCAGUGGGAUCCGAACUGGGCUUUGACGUCGUUUAAUGGGUGCAGCGCGACGUACAAUGGGGCGACGUAUCAAGAUCCCACCCCCUUGCAAAUCCACUCACCGACCAUGGGUCCCAAGCCAUCAACACCAGUCUACAUCGACCCGUGCGCGAGCGCCACCAACGUCGGCCACAACGGAACCAACAUCUGCACGCUCGAGGGCUGGCACAAGGCCAACAGCAUCGAUUCUUACACCAAGUUUCCAACCGGCUUCACUCUUAAAUACAAGUGUGGCCCUCGGAUCGGAUACAGCGAGACACUCGACUCCACGGCAAAUGACGGUAUCACCAUCCCCGCGGAUGCUCUGGGCCAGCCGGGUGAGAUUCAAUGGAUGCCGGUGUUUGGCGAGCAAUUCGAAGGGUGUAGCGCGACGUAUCUUGGAGUUACCCAUAACGGGACUGUUAGCUGGAAGUGCGGAAGUUUGGAGGCGGGCUGUAGUAUGUGUACGGUCGAGUUUGAGUGUGUGGAUGAUCUGGCGGGACAGUGA
Molecule: messenger RNA, 840 nt
Organism: Zasmidium cellare ATCC 36951
Lineage: Eukaryota; Fungi; Ascomycota; Dothideomycetes; Mycosphaerellales; Mycosphaerellaceae
Exons: 2
Coding region: 1-840 (279 amino acids)
Source: RefSeq, a predicted model, not a curated record